AUGCCAAACAUUGUCGUCCUCGGGCAGAAAGGCAAUGUCGUGACGGUGGUGGCAAAACACAUGCCCGGCGAUUAUGACAUCGAGUACACGUCGCCGUGGGCCGGCGCCAACGUGCUGCCAAUGAGCCUUGACAAGGACAGCCGCUGGGAACGGCGCACAUGGCCCGAACUACGACGCCUGGCCGCCGAGGUCCCGGAAGCCGGGCUCCACGUGCAGACCGCGCGCGUCCUCCGGCGCCAAGCCGACGUGACGCCCGAAGGCCUCAAAAGUGCCAUGGUCGACGGCCUCUACCAGUUCUCACCUUGGUACCAAGAGCUGAUGGACGACUUCCGCGAGCUGCCGGCGGCGGAGCUGCCCGAAGGCAUGCACUCCGGGUGCGAGUUCACGUCGGUGUGCAUCAACACGGCCAUCUACCUGCCCUGGCUGGUGGGCCAGUGCGCGCGGCUCGGCGUGCGCUUCCGUCGCGCCGUGCUCAAGCAUAUCUCUGAGGCGGCGGCGCUGAGCCAUACCGGGGAGAGGGCUGAUCUGGUGGUUAAUGCGUCGGGGUUGUUGGCGUGCCGGUUGGGUGGGGUGAUGGAUGCUACGGUGAUUCCCGCGCGCGGGCAGAUUGUGUUGGUGAGGAACGAGGCGGCUGGGAUUAUGCCUACGACGAGCGGAUGUGCGGAUGGGGAUGAUGAGGUUGUGUAUGUGAUGCAGCGGGCGCUGGGGGGCGGGACGGUGCUGGGGGGCACGUAUAUGAGGGGGAACUGGGAAGCUAACCCGGAUCCGAACAUGGCAAUGAGGAUUAUGAGGCGGGCGGUGGAGAUGCACCCGGAGUUGACGGGCGGUAAGGGGGUGGAGGGGUUGGAUAUUAUUCGGCAUGGUGUCGGCCUACGACCGUUGAGAAAGGGCGGGGUAAGGAUUGAGAAAGAACUGAUUGAUGGGACGUGGGUUGUGCAUAAUUAUGGGCAUGCUGGCUGGGGAUACCAGGGGAGUUUUGGGUGUGCUGAGAGGGUGGUGGAGCUGGUGGAUGAGGUUCUGGGGAAGGCGAAGCGCGAGUCAAAAUUGUAG
This is a messenger RNA of Chaetomium globosum CBS 148.51, 1050 nucleotides long. RefSeq lists its product as uncharacterized. The transcript is spliced from 4 exons. The record is from RefSeq and is a predicted model, not a curated record. Lineage: Eukaryota; Fungi; Ascomycota; Sordariomycetes; Sordariales; Chaetomiaceae. Gene Ontology annotation, molecular function: D-amino-acid oxidase activity; FAD binding. Bases 1 to 1050 code for a protein of 349 amino acids.